AUGUCUCAUGUGGAGGCACCAGCCCUUCGAAGUCUCACCCUGCGAGGCUUAAACCAUGAAGGACUCCGAGCUGGAGGCAUCAUGCAGGUUUUGGCAAGGCACAAGCUCCCUCUUGAAACCCUUUACCUCAGGAGAUUGACGUAUGAGACAAAUGAACUCUUGGAUUUCCUCUCCAGUGUUCCGACUCUGAUUAGAUUGUCUUUUGAAGAAUCCUGCCUUGGACGCGACGCUGUCGAGGGAAUGAAGGCGAGGCACCCUCGUACCAACACCAGUUGCCCGGCAUUGAUCAAACUUUUCAUAAAACACACUCGCACUGAAGAUAUUGCCAACUAUCACCCAUAUACCAUGACCGGCCUUCGAUCCAUGAUUCGCUCACGAUGCUACUCCGACUGCGUUUCCAAAAUCUCCAGUCUCAGCGUACAAGAUGCGCAUAUACGCAUCCUCCAGGAGACACGUGGCCAGUUCCGCGAAUACGUCAACGAACUCAGUCUGAACGACCAACCCGUCCAAAUGCAUUUCCAUGAUUCCGAUGAGAGUAACUUAGCCGGUCCACCGUUAUCUUCUGUGAACCAGGAGUUUGGAAAUGACUUCCCUUUUGAUGAGGAAGCCCCUUUCCUGGAGGACAUAACGAGCGGCCAUUUCAUUUUUGAUGGGGUUCCCGUGCAGUGGUCCAUUCAGCUCAACGACUAG
This is a messenger RNA of Dacryopinax primogenitus, 690 nucleotides long. RefSeq lists its product as uncharacterized. Lineage: Eukaryota; Fungi; Basidiomycota; Dacrymycetes; Dacrymycetales; Dacrymycetaceae. The record is from RefSeq and is a predicted model, not a curated record. The transcript has a single exon. Bases 1 to 690 code for a protein of 229 amino acids.